GUGUUUUACAAGCUAAUCUCUGAGUCAAAUAAGUCGCUCCACCGUCGGUAGUAGUACCUUUAUUCAAACAAUGGAACUGAAUGUGUUCUUUAUUUUGACUUUCUUGACUAUCGCACAAUGCAAAUUGAUAACGUUGUCAUGUAUACAAAUUCGUGCGUUUGUGGAUGGUCACAAUUCGAGGAGGCUGCUGCUAGCCCAGGGCAAGGUACCGGGACAGCCAGCGGCUAGUGAAAUGAACAGUGUGGUUUGGGAUGAGGAGCUACAUGUCAAAGCAUCUAGAUGGGCAAUACAAAACUAUAAUUACCACAACCCGGAUAGAAAUACCAUAUCCGGCAGAUUUACCACGGGGGAAAAUUUGUAUUGGUAUUCUACGACGAACAGUAAAUACGAACUGGAUCCGAACAACCCUUUAGAGUCUUGGUUCAGCGAGCAUGUGAACUUUACCUUUGGUCCUUUACACGCCCAUGACUUCGAUAUCUCCAAUAACUAUGACAUUGGGCACUACACUCAGAUGAUAUGGUCUGACAGCGUCUACAUCGGCUGCGCUAUAUCGCAAACAUUCAAAAACGGAUGGAACAAGUUUUUUGUAGUCUGCAACUAUGGACCAGGUGGCAACUACAUCAAAGAAAAACCAUACAAGACUAGUAUAGGCUCCAGUGGCAAAUUAAAGUGCGGCGCCAAAGACUGCAACCAUCCAUACGGACGAAAGUGUAAAAAAAUAAAUACGUGAAUGAUACCCAUCUAAGAUUAACAAUCAAUAAAGCAUUUCUUUUUAAA
Messenger RNA from Trichoplusia ni (cabbage looper), 777 nucleotides. RefSeq names its product venom allergen 5-like. Gene Ontology annotation, cellular component: extracellular region. NCBI's taxonomy places the organism in Eukaryota, Metazoa, Arthropoda, Insecta, Lepidoptera, Noctuidae. The record is from RefSeq and is a predicted model, not a curated record. The transcript has 6 exons. Bases 71 to 730 code for a protein of 219 amino acids.